GGGGUAAACUCGGAGCGCACGUCUCCCCUGCCGCGCACACACUCACAGCAAAAGUGAAGUGAAGAUGCCUCUUCUCUUCCAACCAAGAGUCCACCCCGAAAGCCAUUCAGUACUCCCUCUUCUCCUGACAGAUCGCCACACUGUCCCCGUCCCUGGCAUCCUGGAGGAACUUGCGCUGCCGGGGCUCGUCCAGCUCGGAUGAGGCGAGAGGAGGCACCAGAGAUCCGGAGCACCGUCAUCCCUAUAGCGUAUCCGUGGAAAGCUACCCGUCGGUAUGGGUGCGCUGACCAAAGGACCUUACCCCUCCAUAACGGCCCUCCUGCUUCUUGUUUAUUGCACAGCACCCGUGAUCCCAAAAGGUGCCACCAGUGAUGCUCAGCCUGACACUCUACCGUCAGUGCAGGGCACCCUGCCACACUUCAUCCAGGAGCCAGAGGAUGCCUACAUUGUCAAGAGCAACCCCAUCAAGCUGCGCUGUCGAGCUGCACCCGCCUUACAGAUCUUCUUCAAAUGUAAUGGGGAAUGGGUGCACCAGAACGAGCACUUUUCCCAGGAGUAUAAGGACCUCAACACUGGGCUGAAGGUGCGUGAGGUGAUGAUCAAUGUGUCCCGUCAGCAGGUGGAGGAUUUCCAUGGCCCUGAGGACUACUGGUGUCUCUGUGUGGCCUGGAGCCACCUGGGUACCUCCAAGAGUCGCAAGGCUACUGUCCGCAUCGCCUACCUGAGGAAAAACUUUGAGCAGGACCCCCAGGGGAAGGAAGUGCCAAUCAAUGGGAUGAUCGUUCUGCACUGUCGCCCUCCAGAGGGAGUGCCUGUGGCGGAGGUGGAAUGGCUAAAAAAUGAAGAACUGGUGAGUUCCCUGACUGACGACAACAUUGACACCCGGGCUGACCACAACCUCAUCAUCAACGAGGCGCGUCUGUCUGACUCGGGCAACUACACUUGUCUGGCCAGCAACAUUGUGGCAAAGAGACGCAGCGCCACAGCCACUGUGAUAGUCUUCGUAAACGGCGGCUGGUCCCUGUGGACGGAGUGGUCGCCCUGCAAUGUGCCGUGUGGGCGAGGUGUCCAGAAGCGAUCUCGAACCUGUACUAACCCAGCUCCUCUGAACGGCGGGGCUUUCUGUGAGGGCAUGUCCGUACAAAAGAUCACCUGCAAUGCACUCUGCCCAAUUGAUGGAGGCUGGGACGAGUGGAGCGAAUGGACCAUAUGCAGCAGUCAGUGCGAGAGACAGCGAAGUCGGGAAUGCAACUCCCCAGCACCCAGACACAGAGGAAAGAUAUGCGAAGGGAACAGCGAGGCCACUGAGAACUGCACAGAUGGACUGUGUACACAGAAUCGAAAGCUGCUACAUGACGUUAAACCUCAAAGUAUGGACAGCACCAAUGACGUAGCUCUGUAUUCAGGUUUGGGAGCUGGGAUUAUUGCUGUGGCAAUCCUCGUAGUGGCCGUCAUGCUGUACAGGAAGAACCACAGCGAGUACGGAGUGGAUGUCAUCGACUCCUCUGCGCUCACAGGCGGUUUCCAGUCUUUCAACUUCAAGACCACCAGACAAGGCAACCCGCUGCUUCUCAACUCCUCGAUGCAGCCUGACUUAACAGUGGGACGGACAUACAGCACUCCCCUCUGCUUCCAGGACAGCACAGACAAAGACCUCUUUGACCCCCUGCCAGACAUCAAGGUCAAAGUUCAGAGCUCCUUUAUGGUUUCACUAGGUGUGGCCGAGCGAGCGGAAUUCCACGCCAAAGCACCUGCCGAGACCUUCCCACGGGACUUGAGCCGGGACUACUGCAGCACCAUGGACAGACGCAAGAAGGGCCUGCUCACCCUCAACGGGCCCCUCAGCACUGCAAAAGAGCAGCUCAGGACCACGGGUGUGUUCGGCCACCCUGGAGGACGACUGGUGGUGCCAAACACCGGGGUCAGCCUGCUGGUGCCUCAUGGAGCCGUGGCUGAAAAUAUGUCCUGGGAGAUGUACAUGGUGAUCAAUCAGGGAGAGGCAAGUGUCCAAACACUGGAAGGCUGUGAAAUCCUCCUGGGUCCAGAAGUGAUGUACGGUCCUCCAGGCCUGGACCUCUUCUGCCCAGUGGCCAUGACCAUUGCUCACUGCGCUGAGGUGGACGCCGAGAACUGGAACAUCCAGCUCAAGAGAAAAACCCAGGACAGCAAAUGGGAGGAAGUGAUGUCAGUGGAAGAGGAGUCCACUUCCUGUUACUGCCUGAUGGACUCAUCGAGCUGCCACCUGCUGUUGGAUCAACCAGGCUCAUACGCCCUAGUGGGUGAGCCCCUGACGCAGGCUGCUGUCAAGAGGCUGAAGCUGGCUGUGUUUGGAAGCAUGGAGGCCAGCUCCAUGAACUACAGCCUGCGAGUGUACUGUGUGGACGACACACCGCACGCCUUUCAGGGAGUGGUGGCUGCAGAGAAAACCAGAGGGGGUCAGCUCCUCGAGGAGCCAAAGAUGUUGCCUUUCCGAGCCAACACCUUCAGCCUCCAGGUGUCCAUCCAGGAUGUUCCCCAGUUCCUGUGGAGCAUCAAACCCUUUACCACAUGUCAGGAAUUCUCCUUCCCCCAAGUGUGGUGCAGCAACCAGCAGCCCCUGCACUGUGCCUUCUCUCUGGAGAGAUACAGCCCUGCCACCGCCCAUCUCUCCUGCAAAAUCAGUGUGCGCCAGGUCAAAGGCCACGAGCAGAUUCUGCAGGUCUACACGGCUGUGGCUGAGACUGAAAAGGAGUCAGUUCCAUUUUUUAUGCAGACAGACUGCACCAUCACGUCCCAGACGGGGCCCAAGGCCUUCAAAAUCCCCCUGUCCAUCCGCCAGAGGAUCUGUGCCACCUUCGACACUGCCAACGCCAAGGGCAAGGACUGGCAACUCUUAGCCCAGAAACUCCACUUAGAUCGAAACCUGGGUUAUUUUGCGAAGCAGCAGAGUCCAUCUGCAGUCAUACUGAGCCUGUGGGAGGCUCGCCACCAGGACACUGCUGACCUUGACUCUCUAGCCAGCGCCCUAGAGGAGAUUGGCAAGAUCCACUCCAAAAGCUCCCCCAAGGACCAGGAAGAGCCGGAGUCUGACUUCAAUCACAUACAUGCGGGCACUCUCUGUGGAACAGACAAACUAACAACCAGUGAUGGACAACACACUGUGGCGGUCCGCUGGAAGGUCACAAGGUUGUCGGUGAAUAGACGGUGCGAGCAGCCAGCAUCCUGACCAAUCACAACAGGUCGAGGUGAGCCAAUGCCUGCUGUGGAUCUAUUCCUCUCUUUUAAGAAUCUGUCUGAUGGAUAGACUGUAAAUCUUUUUCUGCCUUCCCAUGUACGUUUUAAGUUAAUGUUUAACUUAUUUGUUCUUUAUUUCAAGUUAAAGCGUUCUCCUGUAAAUUCAUUUCCAGCUCAGAGGAGGGGGUGAGGGAAGGGAAGGGAAGGGGAGAAGGUGGGGGUUUAGGGGUUUCCUGAACUUUGUGUCCAUUAUUUUCUGAACCUGUGUUAGAAGAGAAGGGAGCUCCUUUUCCCCUAGGACUGUCCCUGCCAUUCUCAGUGCUCCACAGGGCUGCUGGACGGGGCACAUUUGCAUAGAGGUUCUUAUAUGCAAAUAAGGUGGGAUAACUGUGGCAUCAAUUCAGAGUCACCUGUGUUUGAUCUUAAUUCCUUUUUUCCCACACCAUUUCCCUGUGUCAAGGAAUGAAUGAGGACUUAAAAACUACUUUUUUGACGUCUAAUAUAUUUUGAAACCGAAGCUGCUGAUUGCUUAAAUGUUGUUAUUGUGAACUUUUAAAGCCAAGUAUCUUGAAAUUCAGCCAUUUUCAUCUCCCUCAAAAAUAAAAAAGAGUUAUUAUAUGGGAAAUUUGGCAGUUCUGAUAGACAACCAGCAUUACAAAAAAAAAAAAAAUGUUUAAAAAAUUGAUAUUGGCCCCAGUCUAACCAGAAGGACAGCAUAGUCAGAUGGUGACUUCUCACAUCCAUAUGGAAAAAAAAAGACGCAGUCGUGGCAAAUGUGGCAGAGUGAGAUUUCUAACCAUGGCAUUACGGUUCAUUACAGUUUCCCCCACCAAGAGAUAGAGAGGAAGGAAGCUGCAAAACAUCAUUUCCUGGCACGACAGGGAAUGUAUCACUAUGUCUUAUCACCCAAUUCCCACCAUUAACACUCGUCACAUAGACCUCAUAUCAGGCCCCGACACACCCAACUGCUGCCAGUUCACAUUCAUGUGCACAUGGACUAGGAUUAUUAUAAGACAACUAUAGUGAUGGUGUCAGUGUCCGAAGCACAACACACAGUCAUGUAUCUGUUCAAAUCAACAUUAAACACACAUCAUACUGAAAAAAUGAUAGAUAUGACAGAUAUACAUAACAAUAACAUUCUGUGUAAAUCACUGAGGUAAUGGUGAAUGAAAGGUUGGCAAACCUAUAGUGCCAUAUGACAUGUGUUGCAUUAUUAUAAAGCAAGCAUUCAUCAGUCUGUUAUAGCUUAAGGAAAAUAUCACACUUUCAACCUCAUCUCACUCCCUGGUUUUGUUGUUGUACUCGGCUGAACCAGCCAGAGCUUUGUUUGGAGCACACUCACACUGACUGAGGGUAAAAUUUGUGUAACUGAAAAUGGAUUAAGUUAUACAGUUAUCAGUUUCAAUGCACAUGAUUCACAUUUUAAUUCCCUCUAUUCAUAAAUAAUGUCCAGUCUUUAAGUUUCAGAGAGGUUUGCAUACCAUGCUAAAGGGGUUCUCUGCCAGAGAGAUGCAUGCUGGGUAAAUAUGGCAACCAGAAUUAUGUACAUAACAUAUUUUCUCUCACAAUAGUGAUUUUAUAGUAAUUUGCCCAGGUGUUGAGAUAUUUGCCUCUAGCUUAGGUGAAUGGAAUGUUAUUUGUGGUGCAGUUCUGAAAAAAUUAACGGUGACAUAUCUAAAAUAAAAGAUAUGCUGCAGAAUGUUUGGUGUGGUUUCCUGUAGGCUAAAUGACACAUUGGCUAAUUCAUACUCAAACAAAGAGGAACUAGCCAGAAUGUUUCACAAACAGAUGUGGAGCUGUGGAAGCAGGUUACGAUCCAUCUUCUUGAUUAUUUUUUAUUUAAUUUUUUUAACUAACCAAACUGAAUCUGCUCUUUCUGCACACUGUACAGAAACAUUAGGGGUGACUAAACAGAUGUCUAUUUUCUAGCCGGAAGAUCAAAAUGUUUCACCACAGGAAAAUGUUUUGUUAUUCCAGUAGACAUAAAUUGUCAAUACAGUGGGUUUACUGGAUAACAGAGAAAAAUUGUAUUUAGAUUUUUCUCUGUGUUGGGAACAUUGCAUUAGCUUAUGAUCAGGUCAUCACAAGCUAAUGUAUGGAGUGCUGAGAUCGCAAACAGCACUGCCAGACUUACUGUUUUUCACCCAGUUGGGCUGUUUUUUCUUUAACUGGGUGGUUUUCAUAAUUUGAGCUAAAGUGUGACUUACCCUUUCCAAGAAUAUCAUCAUCUCUCAUAUCCAUUGUAAGGAAAUGGCCAUAAAUCUUCUUAGAAAAAAGGACGCUUCUUGUAACUCCUGCUUGAGAAAUAUCACAUAAGUUUACCUCAGUAUCAGAGUAAUCCAGUGAUAGUUGUCUGCACACCAUGGCCACAGUAUCUGUUAACAGUAAAUUCAGCAUAUUAAUUGUUAAUAUUCUAAAUGUAAACAUGUAUGAUUUUAAAAAAUGGGACUCAGGUUGUAUCCUGCAGUAUAACUGAGUAUCACUGAGUCUGUGGCAACAUUAUGCUUACAAUUUCUUGUAAAUAUAUAUAAAUCUGCUAACACUAGUCACUAAUGGGGUUAUAUGUGCUGUAGGUAUGUGUUGGUAUAUCUCAAAAAUAAAUAGAGCACUUUUCACCAAGGGUAUAAUUUAUGAUUUGGUGAUGUAACACCCUAUAUUUUAGCUACUUUUUGGUCUUGUUAAAAUAAUUCAAACAAAUAAAGAAAAAGAAGCUAAUUUUGACUGGCACACUGUGACAUGAUAUGCUAUUUUGGUGAGUUACCAUUUCAUGAGAAGACAUCACGCCAUAGCCCUGCUUUGUUCAUUACUGCAAUGACUCUCACAGGUUUAUUUACUUCUCAUGACCCUUCCAGUUGAGGGCGUUUACGGUAAAAGUCAGUGAACCCUGUGGUUUGAGUGUGCCAUUUCCCACUAAUACCAAUAUUCAAAUUCAGGAAAUAAGGUUACUAAUUGAAGUACUUAGAACCAUAUGCACACACAGUAUGAGUAAGGUGGUACAAAUCAAUUGAGAGGCGUGAAGAUGCAUUCUUCCUCACACAUACUGUGUUUAAAAACCCUCCCUCCAAUCCAUCCAGUGCUGAUACUUUCUGCUGGAUUCUGCAGUCAGUCAGAAGGACAUUAUGGAUUUUUGGUGCAUGGUCGGGUACUAUAACAAAAUCAUUUCUUCAUCUGACUUCCAUCAACUUAGAACCUCCAACCAGGAUUGAAAUACAUAAUUGAUUUCCAUAAUUAACCUGAACAAAGAUAGGUUUCAUCCCUGCUGUCAGCUACAUACACUCAAGCCACAAUUCUCACUUCUGGCAACAAAUCCAAUUCUUCAACAUCUCUAUUCUAAUUUAAAUUCUGUUGGCUAUUUUUAAGAUAAGAGUGCUAAAUGUGUUUUGAAUAUUUCCCUCAGUGGUUUAUCUGGAAUUAUACACUGAUUGAUUACAUCACUAAGUAUUUCAGACCUGAUAUAUGUGAAUGGUUUCAUCCUGCCAUGAUGAAGAACCAUUUUUUAUUUUUUCUGCACAUCUAAUCAAAUUCCAUUCAUGUUUUGUGUAAUUUAAGAUGGUAAGUGAAGAAAGUGAAAGAUAAUCUUUAAUUUUUUUCCCAAUAUGUUUCCUUAAAUGUGACUAACUGGAUUUUCCUUUUCAUUUCUGCAAGCAAAGAGUGUCAAAAAUGGAAAUGUGUGCUUUUGUAAUGCUUAGCGGUGGCCUAUGUUGCAUCGAGAGCAUCCUGUCUGUGCUGUACACCCCAUCACAGUCAACAUUCAGUCUCAUUCUGGAUGUAUCUCAGCUAUGUCUACUGUAUCUCAUAAACGUGUUGAAAUUCUGUUUUUUAAAAGUGAGCUCAGACACACACACACACACACACAUGCAGUACACAACCGUACUCUCACUAUGUAUAAUGCUUUGGUGUAAGACUAACCCUGUUUCAUGAGAUAAAAAGUUCACUGUUGCGUCCAUGAUAUUCUGUCACCUGAGUUGGUCGGUCCCAUGCUCUUUUUUGCUUCACGCAUGGCCUUCGGCUUCAUAUCACUAUUCUUGUGCCUUGUUUAACUACUGUAAAUGGUGAAUGUUGUAAAGUACAGAUGGGGAUGAAAAAAGAACAAUUAAUCAUACUGACAUACAUUUAAAGGUAUUAGUUGAAAAGUAUUUAAGAUUAUAAUAUUGAAUAGGCUGCAGAGCUUUUCUAGUGCUGAACAUCUAUGUUUGGUAAUGCCAGGGCAGCUUUGUGGUAUAUUGUAUCUAUAAUUAUGGACAUUUUGGAUGUUUUCUGUACAGUAGAAUUUGCAAAUGUAUAUGCAGCCUUUUGGAAAUAAAUGUACAGUUGAAAGAUCUCAA
Messenger RNA from Lates calcarifer (barramundi perch), 7538 nucleotides. It is a transcript of the gene unc5db, whose product is annotated as unc-5 netrin receptor Db. Lineage: Eukaryota; Metazoa; Chordata; Actinopteri; Centropomidae. The record is from RefSeq and is a predicted model, not a curated record. The transcript is spliced from 18 exons. Gene Ontology annotation, molecular function: netrin receptor activity; protein binding. Gene Ontology annotation, cellular component: membrane. Gene Ontology annotation, biological process: netrin-activated signaling pathway. The coding region runs from base 275 to 3205 and encodes 976 amino acids.